Daldinia caldariorum is the source of this 1941-nucleotide messenger RNA. Its product is annotated as fungal-specific transcription factor domain-containing protein. Gene Ontology annotation, molecular function: DNA-binding transcription factor activity, RNA polymerase II-specific; zinc ion binding; transcription cis-regulatory region binding. Gene Ontology annotation, biological process: positive regulation of transcription by RNA polymerase II. Bases 1 to 1941 code for a protein of 646 amino acids. Lineage: Eukaryota; Fungi; Ascomycota; Sordariomycetes; Xylariales; Hypoxylaceae. The record is from RefSeq and is a predicted model, not a curated record. Gene Ontology annotation, cellular component: nucleus. The transcript is spliced from 2 exons.
AUGUCUCCUCCCACACUCGCUAGUAGAAGCACUCAAGGCUGCUGGACUUGUCGACUGCGGAAAAAGAAAUGCGACGAGACUCACCCUUCGUGUCUCCGAUGCACUUCUCUCCAAAUACCCUGUGAUGGCUAUGGCCCGAGGCCUUACUGGAUGGAUAGGGGAGAACUACAGAAGGAGCGGGCUCGCUACAAGACGCAGAUUGUUGCCCAGAUCAAGUCGGCUAUGCGAAAGAAUAAAACACCCAACACAUCGCAAAAUCCUGGACUGCCUCCGGCACACCUAACACAAGAACCGACCUGGCAGAGUGGGCUUGGGCAUGCGUCCGAACGCGAAGUUCAGCCUUUUGGCGGAGAUGGGCUGAUACGGAAUGAAGCGCUUGGCAGCGCUGACUUUUCGGCCGAACUCCUCGAUGAAAUACUCAGCUCAAGCAUAUAUGGUCGAUCCUCGUCCGACGCCUUUCGGACAACCUCGGCGAGCACAUCGCCCGCCACCGAAGGAAGCAAUGUCCAAAGUUACGGGGAUGUCUCCAGACCAGAUUCCCAACCCGAAGCAAACGUAGAGACUAUUAAUUCGUUAUGCGACCCGAUAUUGAGUGAAUAUUGCUCGUCCGAAUCGUCUGGAAGCAGCAGUAUAGCGGACUGGCCACUUUCCGCCCAAACGAAUCCGUCUUCAGCUCUCACACGUCUUGUUUCUUUGCCUGGUCAGAGCGAUCCGAUUUUACGUGGAGAUGUGGAAGACAUCUUAUUCAUGUAUUAUCUCGAUCAUGUUUUCCACAUUUAUUGUCCUUUUUACUUGCUCUCCCACCGGCAAGCUCGGGGUUGGCUGUUUUCGAUCUUGAAGCGGGUGAAAUCGGCCUAUCAUGCAGCGCUAGGUUUGAGCGAAAUGCAUCUUGCGACUUCGACUCAGCAUAGCAGCUCUCCUGUAACAAUAAGAGCUGGCGGACACUAUGAACUGGCUCUCCAAGAAUUGCAAGUCAGCCUCGCACGAUCCUCUGCAUGGGGCGGAAACCUAGGUCUAGCCCACAAUGUCGAAGUUCUUACCACCAUCCUACACCUCUUGUUCUACGAAGCAUCCCACGGCGGUCGAUACAACUGGCAGAUGCAUCUUGGGGGAGCAACGGCCCUACUUCCACUGCUUGUACAAACACAGAUGGGGUCGAUUGCAGCAAGGAAUGAUCGCAUUCAUGAGCAGCAGGAUGUAAUAAAUUCGCCUCCCGAUACUUCAGUAAGCUUUCUGCUCGGUUUCUUUGUACACAUGAACAUUAUCGCCUGUGCCUCAACUCGAUCAACACAGUUCUUGGAACCAGACCCCAAGCUCUUGCUCGAAACAGGCGAAAUCAACCUGGAGGAUCUGACAGGCUGCAGUAACUGGGCUAUGGUCUUGAUCUUCGAAAUCUCAUGCCUAGAGAGGUGGAAAAGGGAAGAGGAAACGGCUCAUAGAUUGAGCCUGAUAGAGUUGACGAAACGUGGCCGUCGAAUUGAGGAGCGUCUACUGAACAGACUGGCAAGCAUCGAGAGCGACCCUUCGCAAGGAGCUCCGGUCAAGGGCUAUCUGCGACCAGACUCCGUCAAAACCGAGAUAACGAGAAUUUUUGCUCUCUCGGCUAUGACCUACCUCCACGUAGUCAUCUCUGGUCCCUAUCCCGAGAUUCCAGAUAUCAAGAAGAGCGUGUCAAAAACAAUGGAAGCUUUUCAAAAUUUAUCAGACCCGAAAUUGUUACAAUAUGUAGUCUGGCCGUACUGCAUCUCUGGAUGCCUAGCAUCCGAUAGAGGGCAAAAGGUUUUCCGAGACCUCGUGUCUGUACCACACAUAACGCACGGCACGUGCUUAGAGGCCUUGAAGAUUAUGGAAGAAUGCUGGCGGUUGAGGGAAACGGAAUCAUCCAGUUGCGACUGGGUACACAUAAUGGAAAAACGCGGUCAGUAUAUUCUACUCAUUUAA